AUGGCGGCGAUGGAGGCAAUCUCGUCCUCCGCGACGGCUCCCGCCACCGCCACCGCCACCGCAGCGGCUCUCGGGGAGGUGGAGGAUGAAGGGCUCCUGGCGUCGUUGUUCCGGGAUCGCUUCCCGGAGGCCCAGUGGCGGGAACGGCCCGACGUGGGCCGCUACCUCCGGGAGCUGAGCGGCUCCGGGCUGGAGCGGCUGCGGCGCGAGCCCGAGCGCCUGGCGGAGGAGCGCGCCCAGCUGCUGCAGCAGACGCGCGACCUGGCCUUCGCCAACUACAAGACCUUCAUCCGCGGCGCCGAGUGCACCGAGCGCAUCCACCGCCUGUUUGGCGACGUGGAGGCGUCGGUGGGCCGCCUGCUCGACCGCUUGCCCAGCUUCCAGCAGAGCUGCAGGAACUUUGUGAAGGAGGCCGAGGAGAUCAGCUCCAGCCGCCGGAUGAACACCCUGACCCUAAACCGGCACACGGAAAUCCUGGAGAUCUUAGAGAUUCCCCAGCUCAUGGACACCUGCGUCCGGAACGGCUACUACGAGGAGGCCCUGGAGCUCGCAGCCUACGUCCGCCGGCUGGAGAAGAAAUAUUCCUCCAUCCCCGUCAUCCAGGGCAUCGUGAACGAGGUGCGCCAGUCCAUGCAGCUGAUGCUGAGCCAGCUGAUCCAGCAGCUGCGGACCAACAUCCAGCUCCCCGCCUGCCUCCGCGCCAUCGGCUUCCUGCGGCGCAUGGACAUCUUCACGGAGGCCGAGCUGCGGGUGAAGUUCCUUCAGGCCCGAGACGCUUGGCUCCGUUCCAUCCUGACGGCCGUCCCCAACGACGACCCCUACUUCCACCUCACGAAAACCAUCGAGGCCUGCCGCGUCCACCUGUUUGAUAUCAUCACCCAGUACCGGGCCAUCUUCUCGGACGAGGACCCGCUGCUGUCCCCCGCCCCCGGUGAGCACGCCGUGAACGAGAGCGCCAUCUUCCACGGCUGGGUCCUGCAGAAGGUCUCCCAGUUCCUGCAGGUGCUGCAGACCGACCUCCGCCGCGGCGUCGGCGGCCGCCUGGACUCGCUGCUGGGCCAGUGCAUGUACUUCGGGCUGUCCUUCAGCCGGGUGGGGGCCGACUUCCGGGGCCAGCUGGCUCCCGUCUUCCAGCAGGUCGCCAUCAGCACUUUCCAGAAGGCGAUCCAGGAGGCGGUGGAGAAGUUCCAGGAUGAGAUGAACUCCUACACCCUCAUCUUGGCUCCGGCCAUCCUGGGCGGCAGCAACCUGCCUGCCGCGGUGCCCGUGACCCAGCCGGGGACCCUGCAGCCGCCCAUGGUGCUCUUGGACUUCCCACCCCUGGCCUGCUUCCUCAACAGCGUCCUGGUCGCCUUCAACGACCUGCGCCUCUGCUGCCCCAUAGCCCUGGCGCAGGACGUGACCAGGGUCCUGGAGGACGCCCUUGCCAAGGUAACCAAAGUGAUCCUGGGCUUCCAUCGCGCUGAAGAGGCUGCUUUCACCAGUGGGGAGCGGGAGCUUUUCAUCCAGUUCUGCACUGUCUUCCUGGAGGACCUCGUUCCUUAUUUAAAUCGCUGUCUCCAAGUCCUCUUUCCACCAGCUCAGAUAGCACAGACCUUAGGCAUUCCACCCACUCAGCUCUCCAAGUACGGAAACCUUGGGCAUGUCAACGUCAGCAUCGUCCAGGAGCCUCUCGCCUUCAUCCUGCCGAUGAAAGAGAUGGUCGUCUGCCUGGAUGAAAGGGAGCCAGUGCCAGAGCUCACAGCUCCAGCUCCAGCUCCAGCUGCAGCUCCAGAACCAGAACUCCCAGCCGAGGAGUCAAGCCUCGAGCCCAUCACUCUGGUCUUCCCUGAGGAGGGGCAAGAGCAGGUUGAAUCAGCCGAGCCACUGCAAGCAGAUGUGCCCAGUGAGAGCACUUAA
Pipistrellus nathusii (Nathusius's pipistrelle) is the source of this 1899-nucleotide messenger RNA. The record is from the annotation of a GenBank genome assembly. NCBI's taxonomy places the organism in Eukaryota, Metazoa, Chordata, Mammalia, Chiroptera, Vespertilionidae.